AUGGUGACUAAAAGCUUUUCCGGAGCACUGCAGUUGACAGAUUUAGACGAUUUUAUUGGACCAUCACAGAUAUGUAUUAUUCCAGUUCAAAAGAAACUUGGCGAUGAAAAUGAUGGAAUGAUCAAAUUACAAAAUAAGAAACGGCUUAAUGAGAAGGAAGAGCCUCGUAUUCAAGCGAAAAUAACAUUGAAUGAUUGUCUAGCAUGUAGUGGAUGUAUAACAUCAGCAGAAAGUAUUCUUAUUGAUCAACAAGAUUAUCACGAAGCACAGAACAUUUUAAAAUUAAAUCAAACAUUAAAAGAUAAUAAUUCAACAUCCAGUGAUAUUAAAACGAUUAUUUGUUCAAUAUCACCACAAAGUUUAUCAUCAAUUGCUGUCAAAUAUAAUUUAGAACCAACUGUUUGUGCAAGAAGAAUAACUAAUUUUCUAAAAAAAAUUUUAGGAGUGAACUAUGUGUUUGAUGUCACAUACGCAAGAAAUUUUUCAUUAAUGGAAAUUAAGAAUGAAUUUAUCAAACGUUAUCGAAAUAAUAAACAGUAUCUACCACUUUUAACAUCAGAAUGUCCAGGUUGGAUAUGUUAUGCUGAGAAGACACAAGGCUCUUACAUUCUACCGUACAUUAGUAAAGUUAAAUCCCCACAACAAGUUCUUGGUUCAUUUAUUAAGAAUUAUUUUAUGAAAAUUAACAAUUCGAUAUCAGAACAUAAUUUGUAUCAUUUUACAGUUCAACCGUGUUAUGAUAAAAAAUUAGAAGCAUCAAGACAAGAGUUUUACGAUGAAAACUUAAAUAUUCAUGAUGUUGACUGUGUGAUAUCAACCGGUGAAUUCCAUCAAUGGUUAGAAGAAGAUAAAUUUGAUGCUGCGAAUGUAAAUGAAAUGGAAUAUGAUGAACCAUUUUGUAUGAAAAGUGAGAAUGGUCUUUAUUUGAAUCAUCGUGGAAGUGGUUCUGGAGGAUAUUUAGAAUAUGUUUAUCGUUGUGCAGCAAAAGAACUAUUCAAUGUCGAUAUUGAAGAUAAAAUCGAAUUGAAAACGAUCAGAAAUCAAGAUUUUCGUGAAACAGUGCUAAAAGUUGAUGGAGAAGAUAAACUUCGUUUUGCUCAUGCAUAUGGUUUUCGAAAUAUUCAAAAUAUUGUUCAAAAACUCAAACGUGGAAAAUGUGAAUAUGAUUUUGUGGAGAUAAUGGCAUGUCCAUCAGGUUGUUUGAAUGGUGGUGGUCAAAUUCGUGCGUCAACAACUGAUGAUCAAAUAAAAUUACUUGAAAAAGUAACAAACGCCUAUGAAUCAUUACCAAUGUCAUCAGAUAAAGUACUCUUAGAAAUUGACGUACUUGAACAGCAAGAUGUACGUAUGGAAGAUGAUGAAAUAGAAUGGGAUACGGAUGAAGAAGAUCAAGAUUUAGCUAUCGAUAAUAGUACUAAUAAAACAGAAAACUCAAAAGAUAUUGGUGAAGAAAAAAAUAACAAUGUAAUCUCUAAUGGUGGUACAGUUGGCACAAAUGAAGUGAAAACAAAAAAUAAUCAAAUUAAAACUUCGUUUUCAACAUCAUUCGAUAAUAAAGAACGAACUCAACACUCAAAAACAUUUACAAUCAUUGAGGUAUUAUAUAGUGUACUGUAUUUUAAACACAAAGUGUAUAUCCGUGAUGGACCUAAUAGUCAUCAUGUCGAAAUGAUACCAUUUGACACAAAAGAAUAUGACCUCCCAUCAAUCGAAGAAUUAGCUCUAGUUGAUUUAACUGUAGACGAUAUGAAUUCUGUUUUUAAAAGUCUUGAUAUCGAUGAGAAAGAUUUUCAUACAUCGUCAUUUUCUGGUUCAUAUCGUCCAGAAAGUGUUUUGGUAAGGGGUGUUACCAAUAUGAGCACUCAAGAAAUAUUAAACUGUUUUGAAGGUUACAAACCAAUUGGAAUUGAAUGGAUAUGUGAUCAUUCGUGUAAUGUAUUUUGGCAUGAUACGAUAAAUCCGUUAAAAAUGCUUUUUACCAUAUCAACUGUUGGACCAAAAAUCCGUCAUCGGCGUCCAGUCAAUUACGAACAUGCCAUGAAAUUGCAAAAACAACAAUCAGAAGAAGAAAAUAAAGCAGACUCAGAAAAUGAUAAACAAGAACCAUCAAUUGUUGAAACAACUGUUCCAUUACCACCUGGCCACUGGCGAGUCGCAAAUUUGUCUCUGAAGGCGUUAAUUAGUGAAUCCACAACUUCAUCUUCUACCCAAUUAUUUUUUCGUUAUACAUCUGUUUCUGAUCGAAAACCUCGUGGCGCAGAAAAAGACAGUAGAUAUUAUAGAGAGUAUGGUAAUCCGAAUUAUAAUGGCAUGAAAGGACUAAUAUCCCGUUCAAAAAAACGUGAAUUAAAUCAAGCAUCUAAUAAAUCAAAACAACAACGAGAACAGUUGUAUCGUGAUUUUAUUAUUGUAAAACCGAUAAUAUCAGAAACAAAGGAUGAAAUUUCAGAUGAAAAAUACACUGAAGAAGAAGAAACGGAUAUUGUUUUGAUCGAGAAUGAAAAACAAGAUGAAGAUGAUGAAAAUGUAAAAUUUACAGUUGUUCUUCCACCAAAACAGUCAGCAGAAGCAGAAACAAAUGAUGAUAAUGACAAUCAUGCGCAACCAUCAAUCUUAGAAGAAACUAUAUCUAAAAGAAAAUAUUCAACUGAUGAAGAAGAGAGUGACCAGUACGAACAUCAUCAACUUGAAACUCAUGAUGAAAAUAUCGAUGAUGAUACAACGUUUACGGUUACAAUUAACUCAGGAACAAAUGAUUUAAGAUCAAAAUUGAAUUCAUUAAGAAAAAAGGACGAUGAAAAUAAUCAAACAAAACGAAUGAAAAUAGAUGAUGAUGUUGAUACUGUUGAAACAAAAAAAGUGUAA
Didymodactylos carnosus is the source of this 2865-nucleotide messenger RNA. NCBI's taxonomy places the organism in Eukaryota, Metazoa, Rotifera, Eurotatoria, Philodinida, Philodinidae. The record is from the annotation of a GenBank genome assembly.